Messenger RNA from Monoraphidium neglectum, 354 nucleotides. RefSeq lists its product as hypothetical. Bases 1 to 354 code for a protein of 117 amino acids. Gene Ontology annotation, biological process: regulation of DNA-templated transcription. NCBI's taxonomy places the organism in Eukaryota, Viridiplantae, Chlorophyta, Chlorophyceae, Sphaeropleales, Selenastraceae. The transcript has 3 exons. Gene Ontology annotation, molecular function: double-stranded DNA binding. The record is from RefSeq and is a predicted model, not a curated record.
AUGUGCAAAUACGCCACGUAUCCACGAACUUGCGCUCAUGCGCAGGCCUACUGGCGGCGUGAAAAGGUUGAGGAAGCGCCGGACUCGGCACGCGCGGCGGCGGCGCUUGGCCUGCUGCGGGAAGUUGGUCUGUCAGACGCUGAGCUGCCGCGCGUGGUCAAGGCGUUUCCCGAGGUGAUUGGUUGCAGCGUCGACGCCCUCAAGGGGAACCUGGCAAAGCUCCAGCAGGACUGGAAGCUGGAGGGGCAGGUGCUGGCCAAGGCGGUGGCGCGGCAGCCGGCGGUGCUAGGCUACACGAUUGACUGCAUGGGAGACUGCGCUGGCGAGUGCAACAGGUGCUGGGCGCGCUUCUAG